Messenger RNA from Cladophialophora psammophila CBS 110553, 276 nucleotides. RefSeq lists its product as uncharacterized. The record is from RefSeq and is a predicted model, not a curated record. The transcript has a single exon. Lineage: Eukaryota; Fungi; Ascomycota; Eurotiomycetes; Chaetothyriales; Herpotrichiellaceae. Bases 1 to 276 code for a protein of 91 amino acids.
AUGUGGAUGGUCAAAAACGAUGGAGAGUACCGUUAUUACUCCCAAAACUUCCCCUUGUACGGAGUUUACGAUGAAGAGUACAACUACGAAAACAUGAACAUCUGGUCAUACGACGACCGGACAGGAACGUCUGACCAUAUUACCCUCUUGGAUGAAGAAGCGAGAGAGGAUCUCAAGACAGAUUAUUUCCCCCUGACGUUGGAGGAACUUAUCGAAGCUGAGAAUGAUGAUAAGAGAAAGGGAAACAGGCAUGAACAUCUAUCGCCGUUCUACUGA